Messenger RNA from Drosophila melanogaster (fruit fly), 2732 nucleotides. It is a transcript of the gene Pdk, whose product is annotated as pyruvate dehydrogenase kinase. Gene Ontology annotation, cellular component: mitochondrial matrix. NCBI's taxonomy places the organism in Eukaryota, Metazoa, Arthropoda, Insecta, Diptera, Drosophilidae. The record is from RefSeq and is marked reviewed. The transcript is spliced from 5 exons. Bases 812 to 2053 code for a protein of 413 amino acids. Gene Ontology annotation, molecular function: pyruvate dehydrogenase (acetyl-transferring) kinase activity; transferase activity; kinase activity.
CGCAAUUCCGUUGGUUUCCAACACUGCGGCUCUCCCACGCAAAAGCGCUCGCAGCUUUUAGGUAAAAUCGGCGUUCUUUCGAACAUUGGAGAAUCCAGAGCCACCUGGAGUCGCAUUCUUAAUCCGAAUUCCCAACCGUUCGCGUCAAAGUCGCGCAAAAACAAAUAACUGCGAGUAUAGUUAAUCGCACGAAGAACUGCAGCUGAAAUCGCGAGACAAAAGUGCACAAAAGACACAGCGAAGCAAAUACCGUACAAAUCGGCUGCGUUUAUGGCGCACCAGGAGAAGAGAAAGAAUUUGCGCCCCGCCGCCCCCGCCUUUCAACACAAAAACAACAACAACGUGGAGCAGAGCUAACACAAAAAAGAUAUAUAGAAUAAAAUAUAUAUUUUUGGUACCGCUUUUGUAUGGUUAAAACUAAUCAGAACGCUCCAUUGAUUUAUUGAGCGCACACUGCCAGAGUUUUCGAGUUUUUCAAGACGUUGCCAGCUGUUGUUGCCGCUCUUCGUCGCACACCUCCCGCCAACCAGAACACCUCCGCCCCGCCUCCUUGCUUCGAAGAAAGCGAGAGCGCGGUCAACGUCCUGCGAAGAGAGUGAGAAGGGUAGCGAGAGCGCGAUAAAAGCGAAGGUGAGCGAAAGGACACCGGCAGCCGCUUCAUCUUCCUCUUCCCUCUCACCGCAAUUCAACAAUAAUAUAAAGCUGGUCUAAAAGUGGCAAACAAAGUUGUUGAAGAUAAAGACACAGCGAAAGCAACCGGCAAACGUAAUCAGCACCCAAAUCCCCCGCGAACCAGAAAAAUAUAGCCAACAUGCGCCUGUUUCCAGUCCGAUUCUCAGCCGCCUCCUCGUCGAUGGCGAGUUUGGCCAAAAUGCUCGACUUUUACUCGGGCUUCAACCCCUCGCCCCUCUCGAUAAAGCAGUUCAUGGACUUUGGUCAGAAUGCCUGCGAGAAGAAAUCGUACAUAUUCCUGCGCAAGGAACUGCCUGUUCGACUGGCGAAUAUCAUGAAGGAGAUCGCCCUUCUGCCGGAUAACCUGUUGCACACCAGAUCCGUAAGCGAAGUUAGUUCCUGGUAUGUCAAGAGUUUCGAGGAUGUGCUGGUGUACGAGAAAGCAGAGCCCACCCACGACAAUCUGCAAAAGUUUGUGGCCGAUUUGGAUCUCAUUAGGAAUCGGCACAACGAUGUGGUGCAAACGAUGGCCCAGGGUGUGAUCGAAAUGAAGGAGAACGAGGGCGGCCAGGUGGAUGCGCCUACAGAGAGUUCCAUUCAGUACUUUCUCGACAGGCUCUACAUGUCUCGCAUCAGCAUUCGAAUGCUGAUAAAUCAGCACACCCUUCUCUUUGGCGGAAAUCCACAUGCGGGUGGCCGCCAUAUUGGUUGCCUGGAUCCCGCCUGUGAUCUGUCGGAUGUGGUUCGCGAUGCUUACGAGAAUGCGCGAUUCCUAUGCGAUCAGUACUACCUGACCAGUCCGGCAUUGGAGAUCCAGCAGCACAGCAGCGAGCCUGGAGACAACCUGCCCAUCCGCACCGUUUACGUGCCCUCGCACCUGUACUACAUGCUUUUCGAGCUCUUCAAGAACUCUAUGCGAGCUGUUGUAGAGCACCAUGGCCAUGACAACAAUGACACAUUGCCCCCCUUGAAAGUAGCCAUUUGCAAGGGCAAGGAGGACAUCUGUGUGAAAAUUUCUGACCAGGGAGGCGGCAUUCCCCGCUCCCAGACCGAUCAGCUCUUCAAGUAUAUGUACAGCACAGCGCCGCAGCCCUCGAAGUCGGAUCUGCAUACGGUGCCAUUAGCGGGCUAUGGAUACGGUCUGCCGAUCUCAAGGCUUUACGCCCGCUAUUUCCAUGGCGACAUUGUGCUGCUCUCCUGCGAAGGAUUCGGAACAGAUGCAAUCAUCUAUCUAAAGGCUCUGUCCGACGAAGCAAACGAAUUGCUGCCGAUCUUCAACAAGACAAGCUCAAAGUUCUAUCGCGCCACCGUGCCCACGGGUGACUGGUCCAAUCAGGUAAAAUACGCUAAAAAGAAGAAGACGAGCGCUGUCAACCAGUAGACGUGUGAAAAUGCCAAAGAGCAAAGCAAAAAAAAAAAAAUAAAUAAAAAAGAAAUGAGAUGUGAUGAGUUGAGAAAUGAAGCGAACCGCCUGGCUGUGUAAAGAGUUUGCGCCACCCUGCACCAAUUGAAUUCAAUCCAAUCAAACCCAAUCCCAGCAAGCAAGCAAGCAACCCUCAUCCCGCAUCCGCAACCCAGUCAAGUGAAAAGUGUUUAUUUAUUGUUUAAUGUAAUGUUAAUGUUAAAUACUACCUAUGUUUGUAUGUGCCCCAAACUCCUUAACACGUUUGAUUUUCGAAAAUUUUUUGAAAUAUUGUCAUUUAACAUUUGACAUUCCACAAACAUUUUUGCCCAUCUUGGAGCGGGCUGAAGCUGUGUUUAGAUUUUGCGGGGAGCGAGUGGCGCAGCGCCCUUGGCUUUAAUAUUACGUUUGUAGCCAUUAAAUUCUAUAUAUAUAUAUACAUAUUUAUAUAAACCUAUAUACACGACAAACAUUUAUACUCUGAAGUAAACUGAUGUUUUGAAACAUUUACGAAAUUAGCUUUAAUUUGUGGAUUUUAAUUAGGCUAAAGCCCGAACUGCAUGCAAUGUUAUAGUACAUUUAUCUUUUUGAGCGCACUAUUUAAUUUUACUCGUUAAGACAAACAAAUUUUAAACAAAUAAACUGGAAAGUAUACACC